Molecule: messenger RNA, 3119 nt
Organism: Epinephelus fuscoguttatus (brown-marbled grouper)
Lineage: Eukaryota; Metazoa; Chordata; Actinopteri; Perciformes; Serranidae
Gene: cnot2
Product: CCR4-NOT transcription complex, subunit 2
Exons: 15
Coding region: 154-1746 (530 amino acids)
Biological process (GO): regulation of DNA-templated transcription; nuclear-transcribed mRNA poly(A) tail shortening; regulation of stem cell population maintenance
Cellular component (GO): CCR4-NOT core complex; P-body
Source: RefSeq, a predicted model, not a curated record
GAGUUCACUUUCUGACAUGUUCAGUUUUGUGUACGGAAGUGGUCAGCAGGUUGUAAGGUCAGAGGGUAAAGGCUAUAGCUCUUUCGAUUGAGAAUACACACAGCCAUCUUGGAUCUAACGUAGAGAAGGGAAAUUAAUGCGGUGACAAAAGGCAUGUUUGGUGCUAGAAAGAAAUUUGUAGAGUUCGUCGAGGUAGUCGAUAACGACUUUUCCGAUGAAAGCAUGUACUACAGCCAGCCGUCGAUGUUCCCACAUCGGUCGGAAAAAGAUUCCUCAAAUGUUUUCCUCCAGAUGCUGUCCUCUCCCUCGCCGUCGUCGUCGGGUCAGCUGUCGCAGCUUGGUGCAAGUUUGUAUGGUCCACAAAGUGCACUCGGGUUCUCGGUAAGGGGCAUGGGGAACAGUACGCCUCAGUUAAAUCGAAAUCUAACGCAAGGCACGCAGUUACCAAGUCAUAUCACCCCCACAACAGGGGUCCCCACCAUGUCCCUCCAUACCCCUCCAUCACCAAGCAGGGGGACAUUGCCGAUGAACACAAGGAACAUGCUGAACCACUCUCAGGUCGGUCAAGGCAUUGGGAUGAGUGGCAGGACCAAUAGUAUGGGCAGCUCGGGGCUGGGCAGCCCCAACCGCAGCUCGCCAAGUAUCAUCUGUAUGCCCAAACAGCAGCAAGCACGCCAGCCCUUCACCAUAAACAGCAUGUCAGGGUUUGGUAUGAACCGCAAUCAGGCUUUCGGGAUGAACAACUCAUUAUCAAGCAACAUCUUCAAUGGCACAGACGGGAGUGAAAAUGUAACGGGACUGGAUCUCUCCGACUUCCCUGCAUUAGCAGACAGGAGUCGGAGAGAAGGGACUGGAAACCCAACACCAGUGCUCAACCCACUAGCUGGACGGGCUCCUUAUGUUGGCAUGGUGACGAAGCCAUCGACUGAACAGACACAGGAUUUCUCCAUUCAUAACGAGGACUUUCCCGCACUGCCUGGCCCAAACUAUAAGGACCCCACGUUGAACAACGAUGACAGCAAAACUAACUUGAACUCCACAAGCAAGAGCACAUCCAAUGCAGAUGGGCCGAAGUUCCCUGGAGACAAGACGGCCUCAGCACAGAACAACAACCAGAAGAAAGGGAUCCAGGUGUUGCCCGAUGGUCGGGUGACGAACAUUCCCUCAGGAAUGGUGACAGACCAAUUCGGCAUGAUUGGCCUGUUGACGUUUAUCCGGGCAGCAGAGACUGAUCCGGGGAUGGUCCAUCUGGCGCUAGGAAGUGACCUCACGACACUGGGACUCAACUUAAACUCACCAGAAAACUUGUACCCCAAGUUCGCCUCUCCUUGGGCCUCAUCACCUUGUCGACCUCAAGACAUUGACUUCCACGUCCCGUCUGAAUACUUAACAAAUAUCCACAUAAGGGACAAGUUGGCUGCAAUUAAACUGGCACGAUAUGGUGAGGACCUGUUGUUCUACCUGUACUACAUGAAUGGUGGAGACCUGCUACAGCUUCUGGCAGCUGUCGAGCUCUUUAACCGGGACUGGAGGUACCACAAAGAGGAGCGGGUUUGGAUAACAAGGGCACCCGGCAUGGAGCCUACACUGAAGACCAACACCUACGAGAGGGGAACCUACUACUUUUUUGAUUGUCUUAACUGGAGGAAAGUAGCCAAGGAGUUUCAUCUGGAGUACGACAAGCUGGAAGAGAGGCCACACGUGCCAACAACAUUCAACUACAACCCAGCCCAGCAGGCCUUCUAAGGCCCGACCAGUCCAAAGGGACGCAGCGGUUCCUGCACAUGACACUGUUGUCCAGGAGGGGGCGCUGUGGUUCACACAGCUUGGUUUUUAUUCCUCGAGGAUUUGGCUAUCCGACUGCGGGGCCGUCAGCCACCAUCAAAACUGCCCUGCCUUUCCAAAAUUACAUGCUGCCCAAAACACCAACACUUGUUCUGUUUUUAUUCUUUAUGUUCCUCCUGGGUUUUUUUUGUCUUGUUUUGAGCAGGGUCUGUGUUAUGUUUACGUCUCUGAAGCCUCUGAAGUUUUCUUUUAGAACGGAGGACUGACCUUGUGGCACAGGACAGUGACAGAACAAGGUUUAUGCCAGGUGUUUCGAACAGAAACAAGGCGAGGAAAGUUCACAUCCUCAGACGCAAAUGAAAGGGUGAAAGAAAUGCAAUGUUUAUUGUUGCACUAUAUUUAGUAAUAAAAGAACACAAAAUUUGUUUGUGAUUUUUUAAUGUGAACACUCCCUGAUAUUUUUUUCCUUUUUUUUUUUUGUUUAAAUGGGUUGGGGGGUUCAUGCAACGUUUCCACAUGCAUCCCUUUUCAUCUCACCCAUUUUUUUCCCCUUCCAUUUACAUUGAUUCCAACCUCUGUGUUUGCACCACCGAACUGUUUUCUGUCUCAUCCUCUGUUUCUCCCUCUGUCCGUCUCUCGCUGUGAAUUCUGUGCCAGUUGAACAUGGACACAAAUUUUGGGAGACUACUUUUGGUUCCCACGAAUGUGGACGAAUCCUCGCAGAGGCUAAACAGCGACACGUUGCUCCAGAGCAAACAAAACACUUUCCAGUCUUUGUUACAAUUUUGUAAGAAAUGUGUACAUUUUUUGUUUCUUUGCAUCACAUAAAUUAGUAUAUGUAUGUACGAAUGUGUAUAUAUGAUUGCUAUAUAUAUAUAUAUAUAUGUAUGUAUAUAUAUAUAUGACAUCUAUUUUGGAAGAAAUUUUGCCCUGCCUUGUACCUCGUUUUUAUGAGGUGAGCAUGGAUGCAAUAUGUGGACGCAACAGGACAUUUCUGGAUCUGCUGGACAGGGUGUCACAUGGCACUGCGGGCACUUAACAUCGAAAUAAUACAAAAAUAAAAUGUCAUUUAAGGAAAGGCCUGAUUCUCAGCCAAAAAAAAAAAGAACAACAAAAUGAAAAAAUAAACAUGGAGAUCAUCCCCCCAGAGUUUGGAGCCCAAAGCAAAAGAAGGGAUGUAUUUCAUUUCAAGCUGUUUGAACAGCCCUGAACAGCAUUUCAUAGGAAACGGAAAAAUGACAAAUUGAGGAGAGAAAAAAAUCCAGACCAAUCUUGUAUUUUCUGAAGUUAAAAGCUUCUUUUCUUUGUAUUAAAGCAGAAAAGGCUUUCCUGAA